AUGGCUACGCAAAACCCCAUGCGGCGGUUACUCCCAAAAUCGCACUCUAGCAAACGAAAAUUCCCAGGUGACGAGAGCGGCUCGACAAUCCACAAGAAACUACGAGCAGCAAACGCUUCCUCAGAGAACCGCGCACAAAAUCACACGCCGAGCCACCCCGCCUCGGGAGCGAGCCACUACUCACAAAUCUACAGCCCUUUACUCUCUCAACUGGGCACCAAAUUCGAGGUCAAGACGAUGACCGUUCUCCCAUCGACCAGCAUCCGCAAACACGUCGACCGAGCACUCGACCACCUUAGCCGCUUCAACGCGUGGGACCCGGUCGUCGCCCCUGGUGUCGUGCUUCUCUGCGCCAAAGCCGGGACGUCCAGUAAGCUCAUCACGAUUGCAGAGCUCGUCCGGCGGCGCAUCGGCGAAAGCGAACAAAAGUGGUUUCAGUACAACGUGCCGAGAGAGGUGGCAGUUAUGGUGGAACCUGCACCGGCUAUGGGGGACACCUCUGUGGUGGAGGAUACGGUCUUGGGCCGAGAAAAGGAGGAGGCAGAUGAUGAGGGGAACGGAGAUCAAGAAGAGGAUGACGACGACUAUUUCGAGACCCUACAACCAACCAUCCACGAGCAAGCAGCGCAACCAGCACAAGUCAAACACGUAGCGCAUACACUGAUUUUGCUUUCCCGGAUACCCUUGGACGAGCUCAAAUCAGAACCCAACGUCUCUGUGCAGACAAAUGAGGGAAAAAUCGAGUUUCUCCGGAAGAAAAAGAUGGGUUAA
This is a messenger RNA of Dichotomopilus funicola, 771 nucleotides long. RefSeq lists its product as uncharacterized. The coding region runs from base 1 to 771 and encodes 256 amino acids. Lineage: Eukaryota; Fungi; Ascomycota; Sordariomycetes; Sordariales; Chaetomiaceae. The record is from RefSeq and is a predicted model, not a curated record. The transcript has a single exon. Gene Ontology annotation, molecular function: nucleic acid binding.